Messenger RNA from Medicago truncatula (barrel medic), 2445 nucleotides. RefSeq names its product ankyrin repeat, bromo and BTB domain-containing protein DDB_G0293800. Bases 49 to 2031 code for a protein of 660 amino acids. Gene Ontology annotation, molecular function: protein binding. The transcript has 9 exons. NCBI's taxonomy places the organism in Eukaryota, Viridiplantae, Streptophyta, Magnoliopsida, Fabales, Fabaceae. The record is from RefSeq and is a predicted model, not a curated record.
GAGAGAAGUGUUUGUUUGGGGUAGGGAGCGAAAAAGGAGGAGGAAACAAUGGGCGAGGUAUCUGAAACAACCAUGACGACGACGACGACGACAAAGAGGAAGAAGAAGGGUCGUCCAUCUCUGUUGGAUCUUCAAAAACGAUCUCUCAAAAAACAACAAAAACAAAACCCCAAUUUAAUCAACGAUCCAUAUUCCAACAACAACGAUGAUGAAGAUGAACGCAAACAAAAGAAACAAAAACUCUUAAUUGGUUUGAAUUCUCAUCUCCAAAACCCAACUACAUUAUUCUCCAAUUCUCAAACUCCCCAAUUUCACCCUAAUCACCCCGGAUCAGAUCAAAACGAUGGAAAGGUUCCGAAAGCGACUGACAGUAAACAUGGUUCGCAGGUUAUGUCUGGUCCCACUACACCUUUGCCAGACAAAAAGCUCUUGCUGUUUAUCCUUGACAGACUUCAAAAAAAGGACACACAUGAGGUAUUCUCUGAGCCUGUGGAUCCAGAAGAGCUUCCUGAUUAUCAUGAUAUCGUUAAAAACCCGAUGGAUUAUGGAACUAUAAGGAAGAAAUUGGAUGGGGGAUUAUAUAUCAGCCUUGAACAGUUUGAGAAUGACGUGUUCUUGGUAUGCUCUAAUGCAAUGCUAUACAAUUCACCAGAUACCAUUUACCAUCGUCAGGCCCGAGCAAUGCAAGAGAUAGCAAGGAAGGAUUUUGAGAAUCUGAGACAAGAUAGUGAUGAUGAUGACGACGAGGAUGAUGAUAAUGACAGUGAACCACCACAACCCAAAAUUGUGCAGAGGGGAAGGCCACCAGGCAAGCGCUCAAAAAAGUCAUUGGGCAUGUCACCAAUAGAGUUUGCUGCUCCUGAAUCUUUGUCUGAUGCAACUCUUGCUUCUGGUGGGGAUACGGCUAGUGGCUCCAAUGGUUAUAAUCUAAGAAAAGCAGUAAGCAAAUUUCAGCCGACAGAUUCAUCAGCCAGGGGUCUCCAAUACAACAGUGGAGGUUAUACAAGUUGGACGUCUGAAUGGGAGAAUGAAUUUCCAGCUUCUGUUUUAAAAGCUGUGUUAAGGUAUGGAAAGAAGCAGUACACGGUUGAUGAGACCAGGCGUGACACUUACAGAAAUCCAGUUGCUGUAGGAAAUGAACCACCAGUAUUGACUGCAUUUGAGGAUAAUUCCAAGCAGCUUCUUGCAGUUGGUUUACAUGUGAAGCACAGCUAUGCAAGAAGCCUAGCCCAUUUUGCUGCAGACCUUGGUCCUGUUGUUUGGAAGGUUGCUGCUAGGAAAAUCAGUAGUGCUUUGCCACCAGGACAUGAAUUUGGUCCUGGAUGGGUAUCUGAUGAUGAUGUGUCGCAGAGGCAACACUUUGCGGUUCGUGAUGAGAGAAAUUCAGACACUCCUGUACCAGAGGAUUAUAGAAGCAGAUUUCCUUCUCCGUCAAGAACGUUCUCUCAUGCAAAUACAUCAGGCUUGCAAAGUGGAGACGUGUUGAUAAACAGAGAACCGAGUUACCAAAACGAAAUGAAUCCAGGCAGCAGUGUUAGUGGUGGGAACGAAUCCAUGAUUCAUGGGAGGAUUCAGCAGGAACCCAUGGCGCACUCUGAUGAUUUCGGUUCUAAUCGUCGGUUAGGAUCUAAUUUUUCACCUCAGAUGACGAUGGUAAGCCUUGCCGACUUAACUGGGUCUUCAAAUGCUGGUAAUGUUCCUCAAAUGUUUGGCAUGGAUACCACAAACAGCCUUUCCGGUCAUAUUGCACCUACAAAUAUAAAUCCGACAGCUCUCAAGGCUCAAUUCUUUAACAAGUCGAGUCAGUCAGAUUCCAGCAACUUAUUAGCUCUGGAAUCUGGAUUUGAUCCACAAAGAUUUUCUCAAGGGCUUACCGGAAAAUCAUCUUGGCAAGGAUUGGAAGUUCCUACUAAACAGAAUUCCGUUUCACUUGCUACUGACCUAAAUGGGAUAAUAGGGGCAACAAGUUCACGCAGUUCCAAUGUGGAGACUGGUCCUCAGCUGCAGCCAAAUCUUGCACUGCAGCUAUGAUGAUAUAUUAUUUUUCAGAUGGGAAUUUUCUCAUUGAAUUUUCAAAUGCGAUAAUGUCUUGUCAUGAGGGAGAAAGUUAAAGUUCAAUGGAUCCUAGUCACACAGUAGUAGGUUUUAUUGUAGUUUUAUUUUGUGUUUUGUUUCCUCUCAUGACAUGAAAUUGCCAUGUUGAUGAAUAAGAUGGGAAGAUCCAAAUCUCAUUUUUCUGUCAUAUGUGAUAUCAGAAGCUCUGAGAAGCUGGGCUUACAUUUUUUUUAGUUGUAGAGCCUUUACAUUGUACUUCUAUUUUACUUCAAUAUGGAUGUUGGCUGUACCAUGUUUACAGGUCGAUUGGUAUCAGCUCAGGACUAUAUGACUUACGUGUAAUUGAGACAUCAAAUGUUCAAUAGUACUAUUUCAUUAUGUCAGUUUUGA